Saimiri boliviensis boliviensis (Bolivian squirrel monkey) is the source of this 1220-nucleotide messenger RNA. RefSeq names its product selenoprotein H (gene SELENOH). The record is from RefSeq and is a predicted model, not a curated record. NCBI's taxonomy places the organism in Eukaryota, Metazoa, Chordata, Mammalia, Primates, Cebidae. Gene Ontology annotation, cellular component: Golgi apparatus.
AUUGGGCUUUUGUGUGUUUCUGUAUUCGAAAAGCCUGGCAACUUCUGAGGAACUCUGCCCAUCUUAACGUCAAAGGCCAUCCUAUUUGGUUUCACCAAAUGCGCAUCAUUGAUCCCCAGGAUUGGCAAGAGUUGGAGAAGGCUAGUUUCCAUAAGCCUUGAAUAGGGGCCACACAUUGUUAGGUGGGGGUUUAGUUUGGGAUUGGUCCGCGGAUGCCAGGGAGGAGACUUUGGCGGUGGAUCGUGGCACACACCAUUUAUCGGAACGCAAAGGUAGAGAAAAGAUUGCGUGAAGCAAAGCUUGCGGUCGGACCUACCUAGUCUCCGACCCUUCCUGCUGUGUUCACCAUCCCAGCAUCCCCUGCCCCCUCGACCCGAAGUGAUGGGUGGUUCCGUCAGGCGCUUCCCGUACCUCCCCGUUCCCUGAGUGCAAAGUGGUUGUGCCCUAAGGUCCGCCCCCAGGCCACGUGGGCGCUGCGGGCCACGCUUUCCGCUCCUUGGGGAGAGGUUUCCGCUGUAGGAGCGGAGCUUCCGGGCGGCCGCGGAGCCGGUCCUUCACUGCCUGGUUUCCGCUCAGUGGUCGCGUCUCCGCCCCCUACCCCCCAGGUCCGCUGCGUUCUCAGCCCGGCCCUAGGCGCCAUGGCUUCCCGCGGGAGGAAGCGGAAGGCUGAGGCCGCGGUGGUCGCCACGACCGAGAAGCGAGAGAAGCUGGCGAACGGCGGGGAAGGAGUGGAGGAGGCGACCAUUGUUAUUGAGCAUUGCACUAGCUGACGCGUUUAUGGGCGAAACGCCGCGGCCCUGAGCCAGGCGCUGCGCCUGGAGGCCCCAGAACUUCCAGUAAAGGUGAACCCAGCCAAGCCCCGGAGGGGCAGCUUCGAGGUGACGCUGCUGCGCCCGGACGGCAGCAGUGCGGAGCUCUGGACUGGGAUUAAGAAGGGGCCCCCGCGCAAACUCAAAUUCCCUGAGCCUCAAGAGGUGGUGGAAGAGUUGAAGAAGUACCUGUCGUAGUGAGAUUUGGGUAGAAGUCCUCAUGCUGAGCUUUGUGUCCCUGGUGAUGUUGGAACAUUAAUGAUGGAACAUGGCCAAACGUCAGUCAUGUGCCUGAAGCCAUGGUUUCUUCCCCGCCAGAAAUGAAGGUUCAGUUGUGAGACAACCCUCUAGUAAGGCAUUGCUAAAGUUACUGGAUUUGAUUGAAUAAAAGUUGAAAUAAAGUAUUUGAGU